Messenger RNA from Symbiodinium sp. CCMP2456, 1152 nucleotides. NCBI's taxonomy places the organism in Eukaryota, Dinophyceae, Suessiales, Symbiodiniaceae. The record is from the annotation of a GenBank genome assembly.
AUGGCGACUGCGCCUCUGCUGCCGAUCGUAUGGGGCUGGGCGCCCGUAGAUCGGGAGACUCGGAACUGGCAGAACACCACUUUCCGAAGGGAGCUUCGACUCGAAGUGGCCUACUGGAAGGCCCGCCACCAGGACUUGCUGAAGCAGGUCAGUGCGAUGAGGGCAGAGAUUGCGGAUUUCGACAGCGAGAUCAAGCGGCACGAAGCACUCUGGCCCAAGGCUGCUGACAUCGCGAACGAUCUUGAGGCGAGCCGCAGUCGAAUCGAAAGCCUUUUGCACCUCCGACUGCGUCUUCUGGAAGACUGCCAGAGGCUUCCCUUGGCGCGCUUGGCGGCAUCAGCCGAGGCGCCUCUCGAGGUCGAAGUCUCGAACGCCGACUCCAUGGCUCCAUCCUCUGAUACUUCGGGCGAGAGGAGGGCAUCCAGCCCUGAGAAGGAAGCGCAGGAUUCGGAUCCCAGGUUCCCAGAAGCUGCAAACCUGGCGGCCUCCUUGGCGGACGGCUCUUGGUAUGGGGACCCAAGUGCUGCCAAGCAGCCGGUGCAUGUGGCAGAUCCGGAGGGGCCGGAGAACAUGGCUGGCAGGGAGUGUUCUACCGACAUGCCGGCGUAUGUUGACGUUGCGGAUUUGUUUUGGAACGUUGGUUCGAACGGGCAUGCCAUGGGUGAAUGCCGGCCAUGCAACUUCUUCCAUGGCAGUGCUGGCUGCUCCAGGGGCAGGAGCUGCAGAUUCUGCCACCUUUGUCCAGCUGGCAGGGCCAAGAAGCGCCGCAUGAGGCUGAAGCGGGGGCUGAGAAAGGCCGCGCAGCUCGAGGACAAGAUUCUCGACCAACAGGAGACAGCAUUCGAACUGGGCCUCUGCGUGUCCGCAGAACGUCAACGGUUGCGUCGUGCCCAUGAGGAUGCAAAAGAAGUGGGCAAGCUGAUGUUGUCCGCCGAGAAGGAGUACCAGGACGAAAUGUACGACGCGGCGAUGCGGGAUUUCCAUCGCAAACAAGCCAAGGUGAUGGAACGGGAUGCGAUGCAGCUUCACGAGACUGCCGCGUUGCUGCACUUGAAGAGCUAUCCUCGAACAUCUCGAUCGCCCUGGAGCUAUGGUCGGGAAUCUCGGGUGCGGUACGUUCCGGUCUUCGUGGUUGGUAUGCGGCACACAUAA